Molecule: messenger RNA, 648 nt
Organism: Spathaspora passalidarum NRRL Y-27907
Lineage: Eukaryota; Fungi; Ascomycota; Pichiomycetes; Serinales; Debaryomycetaceae
Exons: 1
Coding region: 1-648 (215 amino acids)
Source: RefSeq, a predicted model, not a curated record
AUGAGUGAACAGCGAGAUACAUUGGUGAAAGAAUCAAUUGCUAAAAUAGAUUCAAUUAAUAAGUGGCAUCCAAGUAAAACCUUCAAUUAUUCACUUGAAUCUGGGGGGACUGUCCAAGUGAAAACUUUUAAAACCACCAUGAAUAAUCAAACAUGGUUUGCUAGAACUUCCACGGUACCAAAAGCUUAUCAUGAUUCACUUGCCAAGUACAUUGCGGGAGAUUCUGAAUACGGUAAAACACAUUCUGAUUACGAAAAAGAAUACAUUCAUGAAAUUACCUCGGUUCAAUGUACUUCCUUGAAGCAAUAUUCCGACGGCUGGAAUUAUCAAGUUAAAGCAGAGUAUGAUUUUGGAGCCUUUAUUAAGAAAAGAGUAUUUUAUGAAUUAGUAGAUAUCUAUAAAGGCGACGGGUUCAUUUAUGUAAUAUCACUGGCAGCCAAACCUGGUAGUGAUGAGACAAGUCUGGUUGUUGGAACGUACGACUCGAUAGAAAAGGUAUCAUGGGAAGGUGACAAUUUAAUGUGGACUAUGGCAACAACAUCUAAUCCAGGUGGACUAAUACCUGGUUGGUUAACAAACUUAUCCAUGCCAGGUGCAAUUUCAAAGGAUGUUCCAAGCGUCUUGAAUUGGAUUGGUGGUAAGAAUUAG